Aspergillus nomiae NRRL 13137 is the source of this 1263-nucleotide messenger RNA. Its product is annotated as F-box protein. Gene Ontology annotation, molecular function: protein binding. The record is from RefSeq and is a predicted model, not a curated record. Lineage: Eukaryota; Fungi; Ascomycota; Eurotiomycetes; Eurotiales; Aspergillaceae. Bases 1 to 1263 code for a protein of 420 amino acids. The transcript is spliced from 2 exons.
AUGCAGCUCUUGCACAUUGCUCGACCCAAAAACUCUGCGAAUCCACUUCUUCGCCCCAACGUUAGUCGCUUCGUAUUGGCGAAGCGAGCCCCCACAUAUCGUCUGCAGGGUCACAAUAAGUGUCUCACACUUACCUCUUUCAGCCCUCUUUCUCACAGGACCUUCACCUCCUAUUUCUGCAAGAUGACUACCGACAAGUCAACCUCGGAAAAGGAAAAGCCCUUCACACAACUCCCCACGGAUUGUUUGAUAUCUAUCCUGGAUCAACUGUCAACGAAAGAUUCAUUAGCAGUAUCCAAGACAUGCAAAGACAUCCGCGCGUCAGCCACGCCUUUCGCCUACCGGGAGGUCACCCUUGACUGGACUAAUCGGCCUCUGCGCCGAGUACUGCAGUUAUUGCGAUUGAUAUUCAACUCGCCCGAUAUAGCAUCGUACAUCCAACAUGUCAGUCUUGUGUCCUCUGAACCGGAAACCUGGGAAGAAACCCAGCCAGAUAUGAACUGGGAAACCGAGUCCCAGGACUUCAGCGAUGUCACCGACCAAUCCAUAGACAUUGUCCGACGAGCCGGGUUCAGCGACCUUGAUGACUGGCAGCUGCCCCUGAACAACGGCAACAUCUACUGUUACACGGCCAUCCUCCUCUCCCAGCUCCCGAACCUAAAGUCGCUCCAUCUGGACUACUCCUUCGUCUGGCAGGACGGGUACCCAGGGCUCAUGCUAAAGCAAGCUCUCUUCUCCCCAAACGGAGCGCUAUCCACCUUCCAACACCUCGAGGUAGUAGACUACGGCGGCAACGUCCCCAUUGCCGAACACGAGGACGAAUCCCGGGACGGCUAUCCUGCCUACAACCCAGACCAAUUCACAGCCUGGUUCUAUCUCCCCUCACUACGCCAAUCAUCAAUAUGGCUCCGCGACAUCAACCAACUCCGAGAAAAAGCCCCGAUCCUCAAUCUCACCAACGUAGAAACCCUCAUCCUCGCACGCACCACCAUCUCCGAAUCAGACAUCGCCUUCCUGCUCUCCCAGACCCCCAACCUCCGAACCCUCCACCUCGGCCUAGCCUACGCCUGGGGCAGAGAACUCGUCCUCCAAUACGCAGACACGCUAGCGCAGGCCCUGAAACAGGUAGCCACGACACUGCAGCACCUCUCCCUCGGAGUAGAAUACUACCCUUCGACGCUAGGCGACCGCUACUGGGACGGCGCAGACGACCACUUCCACGACGCCUCGGGGAUAUUAUUUCCUGGUUCCCGAACCUGGUGA